AUGACGAUGGUGUCGAAGGCUGCGGGCCCUGCCCCGUCGCAGCAAGACGUCUCUGCCUUCAUCACUACCAUCUUUACCGCCCAGACCUCCAACCAGUCCAUCGAGGCCUCCUACGGCCUGUGCGAACUCCUCCUCAACUCGGUCGGCUCCCAGGGCCUCGAGUCUUACGGCGUCCUCGCUGAGAUUAAGAAGGCCGCUGCCGACAAGAAGAGCGGCCUUCGUCGCGAGAGCGCUCAGAACCUUCUGGGUGCACUCUUUGAGCGCUUCCCGGCCAAGCAGCCUACCAGCGAGACCAUUUUCCUCCUCAGGAACGGCGGCAUUGUCAACGUGGCCCUCGACGCUCUCGCGGACAAGGGCACUGUCGUGCGGGACGCGGCGCAGUAUGGCCUCGAUGCUCUGUUUGCUCACCUGAGCCCCGAGGCUCUCGUCGUCGGCCUUCUCCCUGCCCUCUCCGCGUACCUCAGCAAGUCUACCGGCAAGUGGCAGGGCACCGUCGGCGCCUACAAGCUCCUCCAGAAGAUGGCCGAUAAGGCCAAGCUGAUCGUUGGCUCCACCAAAGAGCAGGCUGCCGAAGGCGAUGUCCUGCGCGACUCCCUCGGCACCAAGCUCGCUGGCCUCAUCCCCAUUGUCGAGGCCGGCAUGCACGACCUCAAGGCUGAGGUCGGCAAGCAGGCUGUUCAGGCGAUGAACUCGCUCACCAACCUCUUGUCUAACGACGACGUUGCCCCCCGAAUCCCUCUCCUCAUCGACACCAUGGAGCACCCCUCCAUCGACACCCUCCGCAAGGCGAUCCACGCCCUCUCGCAGACUACCUUUGUUGCCAUCGUCACCUCCCCCGUUUUGGCCCUCCUGACGCCCCUUCUCGAGCGAUCCCUCAACACUCCCUCGACCUCGCAGGAGGUUCUCCGACAGACCGUUGUUGUCGUGGAGAACUUGACCAAGCUCGUCCACGACCCUAUCGAGGCCCGCACCUUCCUGCCCAAGCUUCAGCCGGGUGUCAAGGGCGUCUACGACCGUGCCUCGCUCCCUGAGGUUCGUGAGCUCGCCAAGAGGGCUCUCGACGUCAUCGAGAAGGCCAUGAAGGGCGACAAGGAUGUUGUCGAGCGCAUCUCCGCCGCCGAUGUCGACAAGGUCAUCGAUGCCGAGGUCAAGAAGAAUGGUGGACUGGCUGGCGAGGCUGCCUUCGUCAAGGAAGUCCGCAACUAUGUUGCUGAGCAAAUCGCCGAGGAUGUCAACCACCGCCACGUUGACCGUGUAUCCGCCCGCAUCUCGCCCUACUUCCAGACCUUCACCGAAGCCAGCGCCAUCAUUGCCGACGCUGUGCAGCAGUACUACGUCGAAGAGGACGCCCGCAAAUUUGGUGUCCCCGAAAGGGAGGAUGACGGCGAGACUGAGAUCGUCAACGCCGACUUCUCUCUUGCCUAUGGUGGCAUGCUUCUGCUCUCCCACACCAACCUUCGUCUUCUCAAGGGCCACCGCUACGGUCUCUGCGGUCGCAACGGUGCCGGCAAGUCCACUCUCAUGCGUAGCAUUGCCAACGGCAAGCUUGAGGGCUUCCCUCCCCAGGAUGUUCUUCGUACAUGCUACGUCGAGCACAACCAGGGCGAGGAUGCCGAGAUCAGCAUUCUCGAGUUCGUGUCCAAGGACCCUGAGAUCGCUACCCAGGGUCGCGAGAAGAUUAUUGAGGUUCUUGAUGAGUUCGGCUUCACCUCUGGUCCCGAGGGCAGGCAGUCGCACAAGGUUGGCUCCCUGUCAGGUGGAUGGAAGAUGAAGCUUGCUCUGGCUCGCGCUAUGCUUGCCCGCGCCGACGUCCUCCUGCUCGACGAACCUACUAACCACUUGGAUGUUGCAAACAUUGCCUGGCUCGAGAAUUACCUCAAGUCUCACACCGACAUUACUAGUUUGAUCGUGUCCCACGACUCUGGAUUCCUCGACAACGUCACGACCGACAUCUACCACUACGAGCCUGGCAAGAAGCUUGGCCACUACAAGGGUAACCUCGCUGCCUUUGUCGAGGUCAAGCCCGAGGCGAAGAGCUACUACACGCUCUCGGCCUCUCAGGUCCAGUUCAAGUUCCCUCCCCCGGGAAUUCUUAGCGGCGUCAAGUCCCAGACGCGUGCCAUUAUCCGCAUGUCCAACGUCUCGUACGCCUACCCUGGAUCUGACAAGCCGUCGCUGUCGGAAGUAUCGUGCCAGCUCUCGCUCUCUUCCCGCGUCGCCAUCAUUGGUCCCAAUGGUGCCGGAAAGUCCACUCUGAUCAAGCUGCUUACGGGCGAGACAAUUCCUACUACCGGAAAGGUAGAGAAGCACCCCAACCUGCGUAUCGGUUACAUCAAACAGCACGCUCUCGAGCACGUUGAGAUGCAUCUCGAGAAGACUCCCAACCAGUACUUGCAGUGGCGUUACGCCAACGGUGACGAUCGUGAAGUCUUCCUCAAGCAGACUCGCAUUCUCUCCGACAAGGACCGUGAGCAGAUGGACAAGAUGAUUGAUCUCGGCGACGGAAAGGGCGGUCGCCAGCUUGAGGCGCUCGUUGGUCGUCAGAAGUGGAAGAAGACAUUCCAAUACGAAGUCAAAUGGCGCAACUGGCUGCCCAAGAACAACAGCCAGGUCUCCCGUGAGACUCUUUCGGAGUGGGGUUUCGACAAGGUCGUCCAAGAGUUUGACGACCACGAGGCUUCGCGCGAGGGUCUCGGCUACCGUGAGCUCCAGCCCUCCGUCAUCUCCAAGCACUUCCUCGACUUGGGUCUCGACCCGGAGAUUGCCAACCACAACGAAAUUGGCUCUCUUUCUGGUGGCCAGAAGGUCAAGGUCGUCAUCGCCGGAGCCAUGUGGAACAACCCCCAUCUUCUCGUGCUCGACGAGCCUACUAACUUCUUGGACCGCGACUCCCUCGGUGGUCUUGCUGUUGCCAUCCGCGACUUCAAGGGUGGUGUCAUUCUCAUUUCCCACAACGAAGAGUUCGUCGGAGCGCUCUGCUCCGAGCAGUGGCUCGUCAACGACGGUCGCGUCGCGCACCGCGGCACUGCUGCCGUCUCCCUCGACCGCUUCGAGGACUCGUCCCGCCCUGGCUCCGGCCUUACCUCGGGCGUCGCCUCGACGGCGGCCAGCUCGGCCAUGUCCUCGGCUGUCAACUCGGGCACCGAAGACAACGGCGACCUCAAGUUCAAGGCCAAGAAGAAGCGCAAGAAGACCAAGAAGGAGAUCAAGGAGCAGGAGGUCCGUCGUCGCCUCCGCCACAUUGAGUGGCUCAACAGCCCCAAGGGCACCCCUCACCCCGUCGACACCGACGACGAGUCAUAG
Verticillium nonalfalfae is the source of this 3303-nucleotide messenger RNA. RefSeq lists its product as uncharacterized. Gene Ontology annotation, molecular function: ATP binding; ATP hydrolysis activity. The record is from RefSeq and is a predicted model, not a curated record. NCBI's taxonomy places the organism in Eukaryota, Fungi, Ascomycota, Sordariomycetes, Glomerellales, Plectosphaerellaceae. The transcript is spliced from 2 exons. Bases 1 to 3303 code for a protein of 1100 amino acids.